UGGCUGAGCAGCACUGUCACAUAUUGGGCCCCAGCACCAACAAGAAGACCGGGGCCAGGGAAAUUAGAUGAGCUGCAGCCUGACACCUAGACCACGGCAACAAGAAGAGGGAUCACAGCAGAAGCCGGGAGCAGGAUACUGAAAGCACCAGGGGAGCGGCAGGCGUUUUACCGCGUGUGUUCAUUAUAUCUCAGUAAAGAUUACAUCAGUUAAGAAACCAGCGUGUCUUUCCUUGAGAUUCGGUAUAAACUUGAUGUGAAGCUGUGUCCACGAGACAGCGGAGACAUUAUAGUAAAAAGGCUUUUAAAACGUUAUCAGAAGCAGUUAAUCAGCUUUGAAUCGUCCGCAGCCUCAGACUCAUAAAUCCUGUGCCCUGCAGUCUGUGUCGGAGUAAGGGCGCGAAGCACUAGAAAGUGAAACUAAUUCUCUCACGUGCUAUAACACCGCUGUGCUGUGUCCAAUCAUCAUCAUUAUCUACGCUGCCAGCUAAAUCAAGAUGCAGAACCCAGAGAACAGCACUCUGACAGUUAACCCUCAAUGCUCCUAUAAAGAGGAAGACACCUUGCCAAGAAGUAGAUCUAGGUGCACAACAUUGUCUAGAGCGUCCAGUCAAACAAAUCUAACUUCGGUUAGCACCGAUGCAACAAGAUUUAAACGCCAUAGUUCUAGACACUCAAGCACCACUAGCCUGUCAUCCGCUAGCGCCAGAGCAACUAAGGCAAGAGCGAAAGCAGAGGCAGCUUGUGCAAUGGCGUCCUAUGCAAAGCAGGAAGCUGAAUUGAUGAAAGAACAAGCAAAAAGUGAAUCUGAAGCACUUAGAAGAAAAGCUGAAGUGCAAGCAUCUUUACACUUACUGCAACAGCAGAAAAACGCUGCAGCAGCCUUAGCCGAGGCAGAAGUUCUCACAAGGGCUGCCGAAGCUCAGUUCGCUGACAUAGAAACCCAGAUGUCACCCCUCAGCGCAAGCCAACGUACCCGAGAGUACAUACAGUCACAAGCAACCAUGUACACUGACCAGCAGUUCAAUUAUGCACCAAGACCAUCAUUGACUCCACCAGCAAUAAGCAACUUUGAUACUAUGCAACACUGCAAGACUGAAUUAGAACCUCAGGGUAGGAAGUCAAGUGGAUGCAUGCUCAGAGACCAAUCUGCCAACCUGACAAGAGUGCAAACGGAUGCUGAUUUACUCCCUCCUCAAGCAAAUACAAGUCUGGAUUAUAGCAGAAAGACUUACAAUAGAGGAGAACAAAGCAGACUUAGUCAAGUACCUCAUCAGCCUUACCAGCCGCAGCCAUACCCUGAGUUUACACCCAGGAAGUAUUCACCAGAUGCAGCAAGAGCUACAGAGGUAGCAAGAUUCCUGAUGCGCCGUGAGAUAGUGAGCGCUGGUCUAAUGAAAUUCGACGACCGCCCAGAAAACUACUGGGCCUGGAAGUCAUCUUUCCUAAGCGGUACCCAAGACUUAGAUCUGACAGACAGAGAAAAGCUUGAUCUGCUCGUCAAAUGGCUAGGACCAGAGUCCACUGAGCAAGCCCAAAGAAUCAGAUCAGUACAUGUUCAUGACGCAGCAGCAGGACUUGCAAUGGUGUGGAGGAGACUAGAACACUGCUAUGGGUCACCUGAAGUGAUUGAAGAUGCUCUUCUGAAGAGGAUAGAAAACUAUCCAAGAAUGACAAACAAAGACAAUCAAAAGCUGAGAGGGUUUGGGGACCUACUCUUAGAAAUAGAAGCCGCUAAGUCUAGUGGAUAUCUGCCAGGUCUCUCAUACUUAGAUACAGCACGUGGAGUUGAUCCCAUAAUCGAGAAACUUCCUUUCAACUUGCAGGAAAGGUGGGUCACUCAAGCAUCAAGAUACAAGAAAGAACAUCGAGUCGCAUUUCCACCAUUUGCCUUCCUUGCUGAAUUCAUCGUAGACCAAGCUGAAACACGCAAUGAUCCAAGCUUUGCUUUCCUGAACAAGAGAACUGCAAGCUCCCCAAAGGUAGAGCAAAAACAUCCAACGCCUUACAAAGAACGCAGAGCAACAGUUUCUGUACGGAAGACAGAAGUCUCGCCUGAGUCUGCAGUCAAUCAGGAAGACAGCGCAAGUAAGAAAGUUGAGGAGCCAGACAAAAUAUGUCUCAUCCACAACAAGCCUCAUCCACUAAGAAAAUGUCGCAGUUUCAGAAGUAGGACAUUAGAAGAGCGCAAAGCUUACCUUAAAGACAAUCACAUUUGUUUCAGAUGUUGCGCUUCAAUUCAGCAUCUUGCAAAAGACUGUACAAAAACAAUAAAAUGCACAGAGUGCAACAGUGACAAACACCUGUCAGCACUGCACCCAGGACCACCACCAUGGAAACAAGAAGUUCCAGCAACUCAAGAAGAUCAUGGUGGGGAGCAAGGCGAGAGUACAACGCCAGCAGUAACCUCAAAGCGCACUGAGAUCUGUACAGAGCAGGGCCGCCCCAGAUCAUGUUCCAAAAUAUGCUUAGUCAAGGUGUAUCCUGCAGGCUUCAGAGAAAAAGCAAUCAAGAUGUACACAGUCUUGGAUGAACAGAGUAACAGAUCUCUGGCAAAAACAGAGUUCUUUGACCUCUUCGGUGACAAAGGAAGUCCAACUCCAUACACCCUGAAGAGUUGUUCUGGAGUUGUAGAGACAACAGGGAAAAGAGCAAACAACUACAUCAUUGAGUCAUUAGAUGGAAAGACAAAGGUGACUCUUCCUACCCUCAUAGAAUGUGAUGAGAUACCAGACGACAGGUCAGAGAUCCCCACACCUGAAGUUGCUCGUCAUCACCCCUAUCUGGUGCGAAUAGCAGACCAGAUACCAGCACUAGAUCCAGAUGCUGCAAUCAUCCUUCUACUUGGGAGAGAUAUCCUCAGAGUGCACAAAGUCAGAGAACAGUACAAUGGGCCACACAAUGCACCAUUUGCACAACGCCUUGAUCUCGGAUGGGUCAUCGUUGGAGAAGUAUGUCUAGACGGACUCCACAAACCAGAAAAGGUGAAUGUCUACAGAACACAUCUGUUACAGAAUGGUCGCACAUCUUGUCUUUGCCCAUGUACCAACAGUCUACACAUUAAAGAGAGACUUGUUAACCCAACAUAUCAUCAGAGUAUCCAGAGGUGCAUGGAAGACUUAGCCUCAACUGGAGAUACAGAUGAACUGGGAUGUAAGGUGUUUGAAAGAACACGAGAUGACGACAAGCUAGCACCCUCGGUGGAAGAUACUCUCUUCCUUGAGAUUAUGGACAGAGAAGUCUUCAGAGACAAAUCAGGCAGCUGGGUAGCCCCUCUACCCUUCCGGUCACCACGCCAUCGCCUUCCUGACAACAAAGUACAAGCAGAGAAACGCUUCACCUCGUUACAGCACAUGCUACAAAGAAAGCCAAAUAUGAAGAAACACUUCCAAGCCUUCAUGCAGAAGAUCUUUGAUAACGAUCAAGCUGAAAGGGCACCACCACUACAAGAGAACCAAGAACACUGGUACUUACCAAUAUUUGGGGUUUACCAUCCUAAGAAACCAGGCCAGAUACGCGUAGUUUUUGACUCUAGUGCGAAACACCAAGGCAUCUCACUAAAUGAUGUCCUUCUCAGCGGACCUGACCUGAACAACACACUCCUUGGAGUACUCAUCAGGUUCAGAAAAGAACUCGUAGCAGUGACAGCAGACGUACAACAGAUGUUCUACUGUUUCCUUGUUCGUGAAGAUCACAGAGACUACUUAAGGUUCCUGUGGUAUGCAGACAAUGACUUUAACAAAGAAAUCACAGAGUACAGGAUGAAGGUACAUGUGUUUGGAAACAGCCCUUCUCCAGCUGUAGCUAUCUACAACCUGAGACGAGCAGCACAGCAAGGUGAAAGACAUGGUCAAGAAGCCACACAGUUCGUCAUGAAGAACUUCUACGUAGAUGAUGGACUUGCUUCUUUCUCCAGCAACGAAGAAGCUAUCAACGUCCUGAAAAGUACAAGAGAAAUGUUGGCAGAAUCCAACAUAAGACUGAACAAGGUAGCUAGCUUCCAACAGCAACAGAGUCAUGGAAGCAUUUCCAAUGGAAGACCGUGCUAAAGACCUCAAAGACUUGGAUCUAGGAACAGAAUCACCACCCUUGCAAAGAAGUCUUGGGAUUAGUUGGGACCUGAAGACUGACAGUUUCACCUUCAGGGUCUCCAGAGAAGAGAAGCCAUUCACAA
Hyla sarda is the source of this 4173-nucleotide messenger RNA. RefSeq lists its product as uncharacterized. The coding region runs from base 497 to 4048 and encodes 1183 amino acids. Lineage: Eukaryota; Metazoa; Chordata; Amphibia; Anura; Hylidae. The transcript has 2 exons. The record is from RefSeq and is a predicted model, not a curated record.